Cyprinus carpio (common carp) is the source of this 3644-nucleotide messenger RNA. Its product is annotated as serine/threonine-protein kinase NIM1-like. Gene Ontology annotation, cellular component: cytoplasm. NCBI's taxonomy places the organism in Eukaryota, Metazoa, Chordata, Actinopteri, Cypriniformes, Cyprinidae. Gene Ontology annotation, biological process: protein phosphorylation; microtubule cytoskeleton organization; intracellular signal transduction. Gene Ontology annotation, molecular function: protein serine/threonine kinase activity; ATP binding; tau-protein kinase activity. The record is from RefSeq and is a predicted model, not a curated record.
UGCUGGUGAUCGCUGUUGGAUUGAAGACUGAAGAGUGACAGGUUGUUGUGCUGUUCUCUACAUUCAUUCAUACCGGCACCAGCAUGAAGGAUCCACAGCUACCAGGUACCAAAACACUAAAUGUCUGGGCAAAGCGACAUGGAAAAAAAGGAAAGAAUGAACCGGCGGCCCAACCUGCCCAGAAAGAAGCAGAAACACGCAAGUUUCCGGCACUUACCCCUGAACAAAGAGCGAAGCAGACGGCCUUCGAGAGGGUCCUCUAUGACAUGUCCCACAAUGAGCAGGUCAUCAGUGACAUGAUGCUGGGCCGGAGGAUUGCUUUCUAUGAACUCAGAGGAGAAAUAGGGACUGGAAAUUUCUCUCAGGUCAAACUGGGUGUUCACGCUUUGACUAAAGAACGUGUCGCAGUAAAGAUUCUCAAUAAGGCACGUCUCGACAAGAAGUCACAGAAUCUGUUUGCCUCAGAGAUCAUCUGUAUGGAAAAUCUGUCCCAUCCGAACAUUGUGCGUCUGUAUGAGGUGCUCGAGACCAGUAAGCAUUUGUACCUCGCUAUGGAGUAUGGCAGCGGAGGAGACCUGUUCUCACGCAUCACCAGCAGGGGGCGCCUCUCAGACCUGGAAGGCAAGCUCAUCUUUGCCCAGAUCAUCUCAGCCAUCAAAUACAUGCAUGAAAACAACAUCAUCCAUCGUGACCUGAAAGCGGAAAAUAUUUUUUACACCACUUGCUACUGCAUCAAAGUGGGUGACUUCGGUUUCAGUGUUGUCAGUGAGCCGACCGAAACUCUGAACACGUUUUGUGGCUCCCCGCCGUAUGCAGCACCUGAGCUGUUCAGAGACAAAAGCUACGUGGGCCGUUAUGUGGACAUCUGGGCACUGGGUGUCCUACUCUACUUUAUGGUGACCGCCACCAUGCCUUUCUUCGGCGACAAGUUAGGCCGACUGAAACGCUGCAUCCUGCAGGGGGCGUACAGCAUCCCGCCCUACGUCCCUGAGUCCUGUCAACUGGCCAUCAAAGGCCUGCUGAGACCCGUACCUGUGGACCGGACCACUGUGUCACAGCUGAUGCUAUGCUCCUGGCUGAAGGGCAUCGAAUACCCCAAACCCUAUCCUGCUUUCAAUGCGACGCCCAGUUACCUUGCUGACCCUGUGAAGAGCCUGUGCGUGGAGGAACAGGAAGUGAAGUCAGCCCUGAGUGAGCUGGGCAUCAUUGGCACACAUCUGCAGAAUAACACCUGCACUGACUGCCGCAGCCCAAUAACAGGAACUUAUCGUAUCCUGCUGCACCGCAUCCAGAAGAGGAGAUCUGUGGAAGCAGUAGGAUAUUCCGCCCUGUACCCAGAGGAUUUUAGUACCAAGAAAUACUGGACCAACAAUGCAAUGGCUAAGCACAAUCCUUCGGCAGUGUGUAACGUCCUAUAAAGACAAGUGCUGAAUGAUUCAUGUGUUUGAUGCUAUGUCUCAGGAAGUAAUGAAUUUACAUGUAUGAAGUUGUGCUGUUUUUAUUUAUUUAUUUAUUUAUUUUCGUGUGAAACCCAGCAUCCCAGAAUCAAUCCCAAGAUGAGUAUUUUACGUUCUAUAAUAUUUUUUGAGAAUAUAUCAAGUUAGAAGGUUCCCUUAUUAGUGUUUUGGUGCUUAUCUGCUGCUAAAUCUGUGGUUAAAAAAGAAUAGCCAAAUUCCUAAAAACGAAUUCACUUUUACAAGCCAGUUUUUUUUUUAAUUAAUCAAAAAUGUAGAGAGCAACACGUGUAGUCUGAUUCCUGGAACUAAUGACUCUUUCGAGCUGCUUCUUUUCAGUGAAUCAAAAACAUACAGGGUGACCAGUGUGUAUUUCUGAAAUGAUCUUAUCAGCCGGUUCUUUUUAGCAAAUCGAAAGCAUAUAACACAAGAAUGAACAGGUUCCUUUUAGUGAAUCACGAACAUGCAGUGCAACAAGUGCAGCCCAAUUCCUGAAACGAAUUAUGAGCCGCAUCUUGUGAGUCAGUUGUGUUUAACGAAUCAAAAACCUACAGCGCAACAAGUGCAGCUUGAUUCCCCGAAACGAAUGAGCCGGUUCAUUUAAUGAAUAGCUCUAAAAAGGAAUUGAAUCAUUAUAACAGAAAUAGACUCAUAUUAAUCAGAAUGAAUCAGUUGUACCGCAUAGUUUUUGUGUUCUAUUUUACAAAAUCUCAGGUCUGAGACCACUUGUGCAAAUGCUUAAAUUUGUAAAAUUCUUGUUUAUUUUUAUGUCACUUUCUUUUUAUUUUUUUCAACAACAAUAAACCCUUCUCAUUGAGGGCUCAGACUUUUAGACCUCAGUGAGGUAUGAUACAGCUGCUUUCCUUUUAACAACCUAUAUGGACAUUUCAUAUAUUAGCAGCAGAAAUUGUGUGCACAUUUGGAUUUAUCAUACACGUGUAAUUCUAACUGAGGGUGUUUUUAUUUAGCAGUCAAUCCAUAAGUGAUCAUUUACUGUUGCCAAGUUGAAUAUGGAGAUGUGGCCAAUACUUAACCUUUAGGAAAACAUUUGAUACAUUUUUGUGUCACUGAAUAGUUUGAGAAUAUUGUUUUUUGAUAUUGUCUGAGCCAUAGCUUUGGGUUGAGUGUUAUAUGCAGUAAAUACUGUCUGUUCUGGCCUUAUGUAACAAGGUUCACAUGCAUUUUUAUAAAAGCCUGACAGAUUUGAUGUUUAAUAUGAUGGACUCGACAGCCAUCUGUUUCCAUUUAAAUAGCUGAAUUACUUUGCAAUCAUUUGCUGAUCUCAGACAGGGUUUACAUUGAACGUAUGACACAGAGCAUUAAACGCUAAUCAGCAGUUAAUUCUAAUUAGCGUGGUGCUUUAUAAAAAGCUUGUGGUAUCAGCGAUUAUUCCAUUCUAUAGAAGAAAUCAUCUUUAUUUCCCCUGAUAUCAGGAAUGGAGGAGAUCUGCCAAGAGGCUGUUUUUACAGGCAUAAUAGUGUUUUGUAGAUACACACACAUGCCUUUGUCCCUCCAAAUCAUAUUUAGAGAUACAUGUCAUGCUACUAAACCUUAUAUUACUCAAUAACAUGACAUAUAGAUCUGAAAUUGUUAUUGUACUCCACUGCAAUAAUUUUAAGCAUGAUGUUUGAUUAUCAAUUUACAGUCGAGCAUUGCACGUGAUUUAUUUUUACCUGAUUGCAUGUUAAUAUUAUCUUUUUGUUUGAGCUCAUAUACAUGACAAAUAUAUUGUACUUUGCUAAUAUGAUACGUAACAUUUUAUAUAACGUUGUCACACGAAUUACAGAUGCUACUUGGAAAUUACAUUGUACAGUAUUAUAUUUAUUAUUAUUAAUUAUUAAUUUAUUAUUUUCCUGACAGUAAGUUCACUUUCCUCUCAAAUUCUCAUUACUGUGACACAAUAAUAAAUAUAUAAAUACUGUUUGAAAAUGACAUAUUAGGAAGUAUUUAUGCAUCAGUGUUCUAAUAUAGAAAUAUAGGAAUUACAAUGAAAAAUAGCAGGGCAUCAGAAAAUAAAUAAAUGUCACAAUGCAUAUGGUAAUGAGAAUAUGAGAAAAUUUAGGUGGAAAAAAUGUCAUAACAUUAUAGACUAAUGCAAAGUCUAUAAUGCAAAAAAAAAAAAAAAUUAUUUUGGUGUGAACUGACAUGUAUUUUUGAAAUUCCUAAGCUUUAAUAAAAGAAUAUACAUUG